Cuscuta epithymum is the source of this 3217-nucleotide messenger RNA. The record is from the annotation of a GenBank genome assembly. Lineage: Eukaryota; Viridiplantae; Streptophyta; Magnoliopsida; Solanales; Convolvulaceae.
AUGCCAUUAGGUUUGGUUAGAGAACUACCCAGCAUCAAAUUUGCAUUGCUCAGUCUGGUUGCCAUCGAGUGUUGAUAUGAAUGGAUAUUUUUUCUGUAUCCUUCACCGCCCAAUUUUCACAACCUCCCCCGGUAACACCCUUCUCAGGGAAGAGCCAAACACCGACGCCAUCUUCCUCCGUACUCUCACUGAAACCCCUUCGGGGCUCCACUGACGGUUCCCGGCUCAUCCCUUAUUCUUCCUCAUCUUCCAGCCCACGCCGUCCAACCCUUCACAAUGACCCAUCAACCACCUCCAAUACAAAGGUCUCUAAGCUCCCCAAGAAUCCCCUCAAGAAUCUCAUUAGUUCCAUCCCGCCCCCUCCGACUAUCCCAACCCCUUCACCACCCCCGCCGUCGCCUCAAACCCUAUCUAGUAAGCUCCGCUUGUCUAGCAAACUCUUCCCGCCUCUGCCGCCGCCGCCACCACCACCUCAAGAAACAGUCAUUGAAGAUGGUGACAAUGAAUUUGACGGGAGAUCUGGAAAUUCAGACUCCGAAGGAAUGGUACUUAGAGAUGUAUUUAGAGAGGAAGGUAAGAUCUUCGUGGGAAAUUUACCAUUGUGGGUCAAGAAGUGCGAGAUUGCAGAGUUCUUUAGGCAGUUUGGGCCUAUUAAAAACGUGAUCUUGAUAAAAGCUCACCAUGAAACUGACAAAAACAUGGGGUUUGGAUUUGUCAUAUAUGGAGGGCCCAUGGCCGAGAAGGCCGCAGCUAACGCUGUGGAGUUUGACGGGGUUGAGUUUCAUGGGAGGGUGUUGACUGUGAAGCUGGAUGACGGAAAGAGAGUGAAAUCCAAAAGAGAGGAGAGAAUGAGAAUGGUGGAGGGAAAAGAUGAUGGAGAAGAGUACAAGUCCAAGUGGCAUGAAGUGAGGCAAGCUUCCAGGACAAAUUUGAGGAGAGUUUUAGAAUCGUAUCCUGAUAAUUGGCAAGCAGUGGUAAAAGCCUUUGAGAGAAUAAACAAGUUAGCAGGACAAUGUCGAUCAAAUGAUUUUGGGACAUAAUUGUGUAGAUGAUUACUCUUUGUAGCCAUCCAGGAAGGAGUUUGGCUUGAUAGUGAAUUACUAUGCUAGGCGUGGGGACAUGCAUCGUGCGAGAGAAAUGUUCGAGAAGAUGCGUGCCAGGGGAAUAGAGCCAACAUCUCAUGUAUAUACCAACCUGAUUCAUGCAUAUGCAGUGGGUAGAGACAUGGAUGAAGCACUUACUUGUGUGAAAAAAAUGAAAGAUGAAGGUCUUGAAAUGAGCUCGGUUACUUACAGUGUUAUCAUUAGUGGAUUUGCUAAAGUGGGCAAAGUCGAAGAUGCAGAGUGGUGGUUUCAAGGGGCCAAACAAGAGCAUAUGACCUUAAAUGCUAUCAUAUAUGGAAGCAUAAUAUAUGCUAAUUGCCAAACAGGUAAUAUGGAUAGAGCUGAAGAGUUGGUAAGAGAGAUGGAAGAAGAUGGCAUUGAUGCUCCAAUUGAUAUAUAUCACACAAUGAUGGAUGGUUAUACAAUGAGUGGAAAUGCUGAGAAAUGUCUUAUUGUGUUUGAUAGACUCAAGGAAUGUGGCUUUGCACCAUCAAUAGUCAGUUAUGGAUGCCUCAUUAAUUUGUAUGUAAAGUCCAAAAUGCUUUCUAAAGCAUUGGAAGUCAGUGAAACAAUGAAAUUGGCUGGCAUCAGACAUAACAUGAAGACUUACUCUAUGUUGAUCAAUGGAUUCAUAAAUCUGAAGGACUGGGCCAACGCCUUUGCCAUUUUUGAAGAUAUAAUAAGGGAUGGUUUAAAACCAGAUCUUGUGCUUUACAAUAACAUCAUCAAAGCUUUCUGUGGGAUGGGAAACUUAGACCAUGCCAUCCGUAUGGUUGAUGAAAUGAAAAAACAGAGGCUUAAGCCUAGUUCAAGGACGUUUUUGCCCAUCAUUCAUGCUUUUGCAAAAGCUGGAGAUAUACACAGAGCCCUCAGCACUUUGGUGUUGAUGAGGAGGAAUGGUGUUACACCAACAGUCCAUGUGUUUAAUUCUCUAAUUCUUGGCCUUGUUGGAAAGCUGCAGAUUGAGAAGGCUGUUGGCAUAUUGGAAGAGAUGUUGGUAGCUGGAAUUAGUCCAAAUGAACACACAUAUACAACAAUUAUGCAAGGCUAUGCAUCUGUUGGUGAUAUUGGAAAAGCUUUUCAGUAUUUCACAAAACUAAAAUCUGAAGGUUUGGUGGUUGAUGUGUAUACAUAUGAGGCUUUGCUCAAGGCGUGUUGUAAAUCCGGGAGGAUGCAAAGCGCUUUAGCAGUGACUAAAGAAAUGAGUGCUAAUAACAUCCCAAGGAACACCUUUGUUUACAACAUCUUAGUUGAUGGGUGGGCGAGAAGAGGUGAUGUUUGGGAGGCUGCUGAUCUUAUGCAACAGAUGAGACAGGAAGGGGUUCAGCCUGAUAUCCAUACAUACACGUCUUUCAUUAGCGCUUCUUGCAAAGCCGGAGACAUGCAGAGAGCAGUGAGCACAAUUGAAGAAAUGAAAGCGGUGGGAGUGGAACCUAACAUAAGAACGUAUACAACCCUAAUAAACGGGUGGGCCCGAGCUUCACUUCCGGAGAAGGCAUUGAGCUGUUUUGAAGAAAUGAAGAAAGCCGGAAUGAAGCCCGACAAAGCCACUUACCAUUGUUUGAUGACAUCCCUUGUAUCGAGAGCUGCUGUCACCGAAGACUACAUCUUAACGGGCAUCUUAAAUGUUUGUGGGGAGAUGGUUGAGUCGGGCAUGACAGUUGAUAUGGGCACGGCCGUCCAUUGGUCCAAGUGCUUACGGAAGAUCGAGAGGGCAGGUGGCAGUAUAACAGAGGCCCUUCAAAAGACAUUUCCUCCCGACUGGAAUGCUCAUAAAACUAUUAUUGCAACUACGGUUGAUGUCAAUGACGAAGAUGAAGGAUUAGUUAACAGUGAAUAUGAUUAUGAUGAUGAUGCACAAGAAAGAUGAAAAGCUCCUAUGGAUCCAAAGAGAAUUUCUUGUACUGUUUUUAGUAAUAGAGUUCUUUUUUUAUUUUAUUUUUAUUUCCAAAAUUGGUACGAGAAUAUGUUUAAUGUGCAACUUUUUGGUAGAUAUAUGUAGUAGUAAAGCUGUUUGGUGUAAGGACUGGUGAUGCCAUUAGAUUUAAUAAAAAAUGUAUUGGAUUUUGUUGAGGAAGAAAAUUCUCUGAUGAAAUAGUAAAGAGAACGGGGCC